Messenger RNA from Mugil cephalus (flathead mullet), 3005 nucleotides. Its product is annotated as histone H3. Gene Ontology annotation, molecular function: protein heterodimerization activity; DNA binding; structural constituent of chromatin. The transcript has a single exon. Gene Ontology annotation, cellular component: nucleosome. The record is from RefSeq and is a predicted model, not a curated record. Lineage: Eukaryota; Metazoa; Chordata; Actinopteri; Mugiliformes; Mugilidae. The coding region runs from base 16 to 426 and encodes 136 amino acids.
ACGAAAUUUCAAACCAUGGCAAGAACCAAGCAGACCGCCCGCAAAUCCACCGGAGGAAAGGCUCCCAGGAAGCAGCUGGCCACCAAGGCUGCCCGUAAGAGCGCCCCGGCCACCGGCGGCGUGAAGAAGCCUCACCGUUACAGGCCCGGUACCGUGGCUCUGAGGGAGAUCCGCCGCUACCAGAAAUCCACUGAGCUGCUGAUCCGCAAACUGCCCUUCCAGCGCCUGGUCCGUGAAAUCGCCCAGGACUUCAAGACCGACCUGCGCUUCCAGAGCUCCGCCGUCAUGGCUCUGCAGGAGGCCAGCGAGGCUUACCUGGUCGGGCUCUUCGAGGACACCAACCUGUGCGCCAUCCACGCCAAGAGGGUCACCAUCAUGCCCAAAGACAUCCAGCUGGCCCGCCGCAUCCGCGGGGAACGGGCUUAGACUCACCUCGGUCCGGUUCAUAUAAACACAACGGCUCUUUUAAGAGCCACACACUUCACACUGAGAGCUGAGCUCCGAACAUAAGCGACAGAAAACACGAAAAUAACAUCAAUGUAUUUCAUGUUGAAUGAAUAUUUUUUUUCAUCGUACUGAGCUAUGAGUGAGGUUCGAGACCGUAGCAGUGAGGCUGAUAUCGGCGAUACCGACGUGACUUCAUGUUUAUAGUUAAAAGUGAACUCGGUGUCCUGUUGUAGGCGCCUCAUGUACUAUAUGACCGAGCUAAUACGACAGAGGACACGGUCAUACAAAAUAUGUGAAAACCGGACCACUAAUACAAAUGAAAAGCUAAACCAUCAUAACUGUGACAGUCCUCAUUAAUGCCUCAUAUUCUGUGUUGUGGUUUCACAAGGUUUGUGUUUCGCAAUUCAGUAUUGUAGUUACUUUCCACUUUGCUCCUCUUAAUGAUUAUUCAUUAUUGCAAAAGACUGAAUAAUCAAAAGAACUGAUAUUUUCUAUUUGAGAAUCGGGUUUAGAGCAUAAAGACCUGGUAUCUGAGGUACCAAUAUUUCAGUUUCUCUCUGCCCAUCACUAGUGAGCAUGUAUCAUGACCGAGAGCCCCCUCUGCUGGAUUCAACAGACAUGACUAAUCGAUCAUGAGCAGACUCAGUAACAUUAUUGACUUUUAUGCGUAUUUUGUUUUUGUGCAGCAUCAGAUUUUCUAUAAAAAAUCCCUCUUGGGCUGUUUUUGUUGCAUUGACUUCCAUUAUAAAUGACACUAAAUAACAAUGCAUUUUACAAUGCUGGCAGUUGCUGUGUGUAGUUAUAAUAAAAACAUGCACACACACACACUUAUAUACUCAUAAACUCAAUAUAUCAAAUACAAACACUAAGCUUUCAUACAACAAGCCCUGCAAUGGGUAAAUGGUGCGACUUAAUAAAAUUGCCAAAUUUGAACCCCAGUUGUGAUGGCAGUCGAUGCAGCACCAUCUCUGCAAUGGUGAAGACAUCCGUCUCAUUUAUAGUGAAGAUGAGGCUCACACUCAACAGGUGGACAUGGAAUAAAGUUUUACAAGUGUACAGGUGAGGAAUUACAUUCUUCUAUUUUAAUUGUUCGUGUUUGCACUAAAAGAAAUUGAAAAAUCUGUAGUUGUUAUUGUUACUUAUAGGUUAUUAUUAUUAUUAUCUUACUGGUCCCAUUUGAAAUUAAAUUGGGCUGGAUGUGGACCCUAAACUUAAAUGAGUUUGACGCCCCUGCUCUAACGGGUUCAUUCCUUAAAGGACAAAGUCUACGAACUAAACGUAGCUGAAUACAUCUGCUGUUUCCUGUUGAUGAAGCAAAGACUCUCACUGAUUGUUUGAAUUAUUCUAUGAUUUCUCAACUAAGUCAAUUCAUUUUAAUUCAAAAUUGAAUCAAACUUGAGUUUGAGAAAUUUAAUUUUAUUUAACCACUGAUAAAUGACAAAUCCUGGCGGCAACAGUUCGUGAAUUUGAAGACAUCAUUCACUGGAAAAUAAAAGCACAUGACAACAAUAUUAUUUUGCUUUUAAGUUCAUUAACAGUCAACAGCAAGAUGUAAAUAAUUCAACCAGUGGACAAUAUGAACAUAACUAAAAUACAGAUUACAAAUAUGUGUUUGAUUAAAGCAGAAAUUUGUGUGAAAAUGAACUGAAGCUGAAUGAAUUUUAAUGCGAGUAAAUUAUUUGUAAACUUGAAAUGAAAGCAAAGAGAAAAAGUGAUUUAACCAAGAAGCAUCAACACAAACAUUUCAAACUGUAAAACCACAAUUAUACAACAUUUAGUCAACUUUCUAUCAACCUGAAAUCUGAGAUGUUUCAUUUACAUAAGAAUAUUUAUACAAGACAGAUCUUGAAAGUAGUUCUUUUAGUUUUUCUUGACGGUGCUGUACAGUGCAAACGGAUCCUCCACAUUUUCUUGGCGUCUUGUUCUGUGAAGUGAAAAUAAACCAUCCAGUCAGUUUCUAAACCCACAUUAAUCUUUAGUUGUUUAGUCUUGGAGCAGUUUCUCACCCCGUGCAAUGACUAGAAGAGUUAAAUCUCAUAGUUGUGUAUUCAGUGUCCUUCUCUUCCUCCUCUGUUUGACUCUGAUCUCUCCUUCUGUUGGAGUGAACAUACAGUAGAAACAGAUCCUCCACAUUUUCUUGGCGUCUUGUUCUGUGAAGUGAAAAUAAACCAUUCAGUCAGUUUCUAAACCCACAUUUAUCUUUAGUUGUUUAGUCUUGUAGCAGUUUCUCACCUUGUGCAACGAUUAGAAGAGUUAGAUCUCAUAGUUAUGUACAGAGUGUCCUCCUCUUCCUCCUCUGUUUGACUCUGAUCUCUCCUUCUGUUGGAGUGAACAACAUCUGUCUCCCUCUGGAAGCAGAUGCUGCUGUACUGGACGUCAUCCUGUGGUUCUGCUGCAGAGGACGGGAUGUCCAACACUGGAACCAUGUUCAGCUGAAAGGACAAACACAACUGGAGUGGAACUAAAUGUUGAAUUGAUCUGACAGGAGGUCAAAGAAGAGUUGUGAAUGUGAUGAUGAGUAUUUCUUGCCACCAUCUCCUGAUAACAUGUAGGUUAAG